This is a messenger RNA of Saccoglossus kowalevskii, 1718 nucleotides long. Its product is annotated as glycerol kinase 5-like. The record is from RefSeq and is a predicted model, not a curated record. Gene Ontology annotation, cellular component: mitochondrion. NCBI's taxonomy places the organism in Eukaryota, Metazoa, Hemichordata, Enteropneusta, Harrimaniidae. Gene Ontology annotation, biological process: phosphorylation; glycerol metabolic process; glycerol-3-phosphate biosynthetic process. Gene Ontology annotation, molecular function: kinase activity.
ACUUAUCGCAGACAGUAUCGUGUGGAAUCGUACCAUUCAGUAUGCCAGUCACUGGUUUACAACGUAAACCGCGAUGUCAACGCGUCGCGCCUCACUUGGACUAGUAUUUAUAUUAUUAUUAUUGUAAAUAACAUGACAUCUGAAAACGACAAUCGUGCCAUCGUUGCCGUUGACGUCGGAACAACAACAGUGAGAUGCCAUGUGUACGAUAGCCGGGCGAGGCUCAUAUCAGAAAGCUUUCAACAGCUUAAAAUUUUGCAACCGUCACCAGGAUGUAAAGAAAUUUGUCCAGACUCCCUCUGGUCACAGUUCACAGAAGUAAUAAAAGAUGCGAUAUCAGCAUCAAAAACGUCUACAUUAGAAGAGAUUGUUGCUAUGGGGAUAUCAACACACAGGGGUACCUACACACUAUGGGACAGGAAAACUGGUAAAGUUCUUCAUAAUUUUAUCACAUGGCAGGACACUAGAGCUGCUGAAUUUGUUGAUUCUGUUAAUAAAUCAAUUUCAUAUGGGGUGGUGAAAGGUGGCGCUAAAUUCUUGCAUUUUUUUACCCGAAUGACACGAUGGAGAGCAGCUAGUUCAUUCAUCUUUAGCACUCAGCAUGCCAUAUUGAGACUUGCGUGGUAUUUCGACCAACAUCCUGAGGUUAAAUGUCGAGCUGAAGCUGGUGAAAUCAUGUUUGGAACAAUUGACACAUGGCUGGUAUGGAAAUUAACCGGGGGGAAAAAACAUGUGACUGAUUAUUCCAACGGUUGCUCUACUGGAAUGUUUGAUCCUUAUGUGGGAAUGGAAACUAUGAGCUUAAAUUCCCCAAAACUUGACCAUGAUGAGUUGGAAUUGGAUUUAUUUCACGUUACUGGGUUUGCCUAUGACAAUUUUACCAAAGCUCCAAGACACGUGGUUGCUGAUCAACAGAGUGCUAUGUUUGGUGAAUGUUGUUUUGAGAGAGGUGAUGUUAAAUGUACAAUGGGUACCGGUACAUUUAUGGAUAUUAAUGUUGGUAGACAUCCGACAGCAUCCAAAACAGGUUUGUACUCGCUAGUGUGUUGGAAAAUCAAAGAUGAAAUCGUUUUCAUGUGUGAGGGUAACUCUGCAGAUACUGGCACUUCAGUAGAUUGGGGGCAAAAAAUAGGAUUGUAUGACAACAUAGGAGAUACGUCUAAACUCGCCAAUUCUGUUGACAACUCCAAUGGUACUUGUUUUGUGCCUGGAUUUAGUGGAAUUCAAGCGCCAGUGAACGACGACAGUGCCUGUUGUGCAUUUAUGGGUCUAAAACCAACCACAAAAAAAGAACACAUGAUUCGAGCAAUGCUGGAAUCCUUCGCAUUCAGAUUCAAGCAGCUCUACGACACUGCAAUGGCGGAACUUAAACACCCUAUGUCAAGUUACAUCAAGAUAGAUGGUGGCGUUGCUAAUAAUGACUUUGUGGUUCAACUUGUUGCUGAUUUAACAAAUAAACCGGUUGAUAAAGCCAAGAAUUUAGACACCACGUGUCUAGGAGCGGCUUUUUUAGCAGGUCUUCAGACAGGUAUCUGGAAGGACAAGGAAGAACUUAAAAAUCUCAGAGAAAGUAUGAGAGUAUUUCAACCACGGAAUAAUCAGGAUCAGUAUCAUAAAAUUUACAAAAUAUGGGAGAAAUCGGUGCAGAGAUGUCGAAAAUGGAACACCGAAUAAUGAACUUGUAAUUUACUUAAAACUGAGUAAAUGAAGCAUGAUUU